Messenger RNA from Olea europaea var. sylvestris, 366 nucleotides. Its product is annotated as ATP-dependent DNA helicase PIF6-like. Bases 1 to 366 code for a protein of 121 amino acids. The record is from RefSeq and is a predicted model, not a curated record. The transcript has 2 exons. NCBI's taxonomy places the organism in Eukaryota, Viridiplantae, Streptophyta, Magnoliopsida, Lamiales, Oleaceae.
AUGGGGUUAUUUCCUGGAGAAAGUGAAGAAUUUGUUAACUUUGACGAAGCAAUAGAUGACACAAACCAAUUUUAUCAAAGAGUUCUUAAAUACAUUGUUGCCAAUGAAAUAAUCGUUGGACAACAUUCUAGAAAACAAAUCUUCCUUCCACACAUACCAUUAACUCUACCAAAUGAUGAAGGAUAUCCAUUCAAAUUCAAGAGGCAACAAUUUUCAGUACGUCUAUGCUUUGCAAUGACAAUUAACAAGGCUCAAGGACAAACAUUGCCUACUAUUGGAAUAUAUCUUCCUGAACAUGUAUUCUCUCAUGGGCAACUAUAUGUUGCACUUCUUGCGGAGUUUCAAUGCAAACAAAAAAAGUUUUAG